Molecule: messenger RNA, 915 nt
Organism: Bathycoccus prasinos
Lineage: Eukaryota; Viridiplantae; Chlorophyta; Mamiellophyceae; Mamiellales; Bathycoccaceae
Exons: 1
Coding region: 1-915 (304 amino acids)
Source: RefSeq, a predicted model, not a curated record
AUGAUGAUGAUGUCAACAACAACAACACACGCAGCGACGAGGACAACGGGAACCUUUAAAACCUUACGCGAGAGAAGCUGCUCCAGAGUGCACGCGACAACGACAACGACAUCAUCGUCUCACAAUCAAACCUCGUCAAGAACGAAGAAUUCCUCCUCCGACGAGGAUGAUGAUGAAAAGAUGAUAAAGAAAAAACAACAUUUCGUGGAACAACUCGGUCGAGGAGUCUCCGCGUUCGCGUUGGCGUCCGCGAUGAGUUUAUCACCAAUUUCGAUGGUUGAUUCCGCGAACGCGUCUGAGAUUGAGAUUUUACAAACGCCCGCACCGACGAGCGGGUAUAUCGUCGACGACGCGGGAAUCAUGUCUCGAGCAUCCGCAGGGUCGAUCAACAAAACUCUGAAAGAACUGGAAGAUCAAACCGGCUAUCACUUGAACGUGAUUACGGUUCGAAAAUUGGUAUUCGAACAAGACCCGUACGCGUUUGGGGAUAAGGUUUUGGAAACCUGGUACCCGACGUUAGAGGAAGGGAACAAUAAAGGGAACUUUUUGUUGGUGAAGACGGCGAAGGAGGCGGCGGUGGUUGGCGGACCGAAAUUUUUGAAGGCGGUCGGCGACGACGUUUUGGAGUCGGUGUUGAGCAAGAACGUGCCGAUUAACCUCGAGUACGAGAAAUUUAACGAAGCGUUGACGUCGAGUGUGGAUAGAAUUGCGGCGGUGUUGGAGGGGAAACCGGAUCCGGGGCCUCCGGCGAAGUUUGAGAAGGACAACAGCAGAACGUUCAAAACGAAGGAAGAAACCGGCGCGAAGAGAGAGGUUUUCUCGAACGUCGUCGUCGGUUUGUUGGUGAUUUCGUUCGUGGUGCCGAUGUUACAGUACUUUGGUUACGUAACCGGGGAUCCGGAUUUCGAUGAUUAA